AUGAAUCCAGUCAUGUACCCCCUUCCCCUUCCUUUUAGUAAGCAAAGUUGGCGGGGUUUGUUGUCCAGGACACGCCCCCUUAGUCUCAUGACAGACUGGUGCCUAAUGGGUGCGCUAGGCCUCAUCCUGCUCUUCAGCCUGGCCUCUAGCCAGAAAAUAGACCCUUCCAAACACCCCAUAGUCACCACCAACUACGGCAAGCUCAGAGGCAUCAAGAAGGACUUGAACAACGAGAUCCUGGGCCCUGUGGAGCAGUACCUGGGUGUCCCCUACGCCACCGCGCCCAUCGGCGACCGACGCUUUCAGCCGCCCGAAGCCCCGGGAUCCUGGCAGGAGAUCCGCAACGCCACCCAGUUCGCCCCCGUGUGCCCUCAGAAUGUCCACGGCGUGCUCCCGGAGAUCAUGCUGCCCGUGUGGUUCACAGACAACCUGGACGUGGCGGCGGGUUACAUCCAGAACCAGAGCGAGGACUGCCUCUACCUCAAUAUCUACGUGCCCACGGAGGAUGGUCCGCUCACAAAAAAACACGAUGAAUCUUCAAUGAACAAGCCUCGAGACGAAGAUAUUCGUGACCGCAGGAAGAAGCCGGUGAUGCUGUUCAUUCACGGAGGCUCCUACAUGGAAGGCACUGGGAACAUGUUUGAUGCCAGCGUCCUGGCCGCCUAUGGCAACGUGAUUGUGGUGACCAUGAACUACCGGCUUGGCGUGCUCGGCUUCCUCAGUACCGGUGAUCAGUCCGCUAAGGGUAACUAUGGCCUGCUGGACCAGAUUCAGGCCCUGCGCUGGCUCAACGAGAACAUUGGCCACUUCGGCGGAGACCCAGAGAGGAUCACCAUCUUCGGUUCUGGAGCUGGGGCGUCUUGCGUCAACCUCCUCAUCCUCUCACACCACUCGGAGGGUCUGUUCCACAGGGCCAUAGCCCAGAGUGGAACUGCCAUAUCCAGCUGGUCUGUGAACUACCAGCCCCUCAAGUACACCAAGAUCCUGGCCCGAAAGGUGGGCUGCACCUACACGGAGACAGCCGACCUGGUUGACUGCCUGAGGCGCAAGAACUUCAGGGAGCUGGUGGACCAGGACAUCCAGCCGGCUCGCUACCACAUUGCUUUUGGCCCCGUGGUGGAUGGAGACGUGGUGCCUGACGAUCCUGAGAUCCUCAUGCAGCAGGGGGAGUUCCUCAACUAUGACAUCCUCAUAGGAGUGAAUCAGGGAGAGGGUCUGAAGUUUGUGGACGACAGCGAGGAUAAUGACGGCAUCUCAGCUGCAGCAUUCGACUACACCAUCUCUAACUUUGUCGACAACCUCUAUGGCUACCCUGAAGGCAAAGACAUCCUGAGGGAGACCAUUAAAUUCAUGUACACAGACUGGGCAGACAGGGACAAUGGCGACAUGCGAAGGAAGACCCUCUUAGCUCUGUUUACAGACCAUCAGUGGGUGGCGCCGGCAGUGGCCACCGCUAAACUCCACGCCGAGUUUCAGUCCCCGGUUUACUUUUACACGUUCUACCACCACUGCCAGACCGAGACACGACCCGAAUGGGCCGAUGCCGCCCAUGGAGAUGAGAUACCGUAUGUGUUUGGCGUGCCCAUGAUCGGUGCCACAGACCUGUUCCCUUGCAACUUCUCGAAGAAUGAUGUGAUGUUGAGCGCUGUGGUCAUGACUUAUUGGACCAACUUCGCCAAGACUGGGGACCCCAAUCUGCCAGUCCCUCAGGACACCAAAUUCAUUCACACCAAGCCCAACCGCUUUGAAGAGGUCAUCUGGACCAAGUUCAACUCAAAGGACAAGCAGUACCUCCACAUUGGCUUAAAACCUCGUGUUAGAGACAACUACAGGGCCAACAAGGUGGCCUUCUGGUUGGAACUAGUACCCCACCUCCAUAGUUUGCAUGAAGAGCUCUUCCCCACCACUACCCGCUCUCCGCCAGGCCCUGGCCCAGGAAGCCACAGGCCCUGGCCCAGAACACCUGUUCCUCGGACCACUCGUCCCCCUUACCCUACCUUUUCCUCUGAUCCGGAGCCCGAGGGUUCGGAGCGUCCACGCCAGGACCUCUUCCCUGGAGACACCCGUGACUACUCCACUGAGCUGAGCGUAACAGUUGCUGUAGGGGCGUCGCUCCUCUUCCUCAACAUCCUGGCCUUUGCCGCCCUUUACUACAAGCGUGACAAGCGGCACGAGAUGCGACGCCACCGGCUGUCUCCUCAGCGGGGCGGACCCGCCAACGACCUGGCUCACAGCCAGGAGGAGGAGAUCAUGUCCCUGCAGAUGAAGCACUCGGAGCACGACGCUCACCACGACAUGGAGCCGCUCCGGCCCCAUGACAUCCUACGGCCCGCCUGCCCACCUGACUACACACUGGCGCUGCGCCGUGCCCCCGAUGACGUGCCGCUGAUGACACCAAACACCAUCACCAUGAUCCCCAGUACUAUCACCAGCAUGCAGCCUCUUCAUGCCUUCAACACCUUCCCCUCCACCGGCCACAACAACACCCUGCCCCAUCCCCACUCCACCACCAGGGUAUAG
Chelmon rostratus (copperband butterflyfish) is the source of this 2520-nucleotide messenger RNA. It is a transcript of the gene nlgn2a, whose product is annotated as neuroligin 2a. Gene Ontology annotation, biological process: presynaptic membrane assembly; synaptic vesicle endocytosis; postsynaptic membrane assembly. The transcript is spliced from 8 exons. Gene Ontology annotation, cellular component: postsynaptic specialization membrane; synapse; cell surface. NCBI's taxonomy places the organism in Eukaryota, Metazoa, Chordata, Actinopteri, Chaetodontiformes, Chaetodontidae. Bases 1 to 2520 code for a protein of 839 amino acids. Gene Ontology annotation, molecular function: signaling receptor activity; neurexin family protein binding. The record is from RefSeq and is a predicted model, not a curated record.